Molecule: messenger RNA, 1569 nt
Organism: Quercus robur (English oak)
Lineage: Eukaryota; Viridiplantae; Streptophyta; Magnoliopsida; Fagales; Fagaceae
Product: bidirectional sugar transporter SWEET2
Exons: 7
Coding region: 412-1113 (233 amino acids)
Biological process (GO): carbohydrate transport
Cellular component (GO): membrane
Molecular function (GO): sugar transmembrane transporter activity
Source: RefSeq, a predicted model, not a curated record
UUCAUCUCCACUUCCUAAUCUUUUCAAUCUAGAAUUCUUUUUUUUUUUUUAUCAAAUUAUUAAAAAUAAAUAAUCUUUUUUACGCUCAAUUUCACAAAAAUUUCUAUCCGCACUAGAAUAGAAGACCAAGAAAAUAAGCUCCAUACCCAACAACAUAUUCAUUCCCAAAAAACACAAAUAAGAAAAAAGGGCGACAGGCGGCCUAAUUUAUAUUACUAUUUCGUUUUCAAGUUGCUUGCAAUUGGCAUGAUGCCAUUAUAAUUUUUUAUAAACGUGGAGAGAGAGAGAGGAUAUAUUUGAAAGAGGGGGGUGGGGGUUGGAAAUGUGAUAAUGAUAUAAACAUUUGGGUUUGGUUUGGUUGAUCGUUUGUUGGGUGCGUUGCUUUUGAAUUAUUUAUUUAUUUAUUUAUUGAUGAUUAGUUCGUCUUCUGUUCUUGCAAUUUGCAAGGAUGCAGCUGGAGUCGCAGGGAACAUCUUUGCUUUUGGGUUGUUUGUAUCACCUAUGCCCACUUUUAGGAGAAUUAUCAGAAACCAGUCAACAGAACAGUUCUCAGGGCUGCCGUAUAUAUAUGCUCUUUUGAAUUGCUUGCUCUGCAUGUGGUACGGCACCCCCCUCAUAUCUUCUGACAAUGUAUUGGUUACAACUGUCAAUUCAAUCGGUGCAGUUUUUCAGAUGAUCUACAUUAUAAUCUUCAUAGUAUAUGCUGAGAAAGUGAAAAAGUUGAGGAUGCUUGGUUUGUUGCUGGCAGUUUUUGUGUUGUUUGCAAUUGUAGUGGCUGGAAGCUUGCAAAUGAUUGACCAUAUGAUGCGGUGGAUCUUUGUUGGAUCACUGAGUGGUGCUUCCCUUGUGUCAAUGUUUGCUUCUCCAUUGUUUAUAAUUAAUUUGGUGAUCCGGACAAAGAGUGUAGAAUUUAUGCCAUUUUAUCUCUCCCUUUCCACCUUCCUAAUGAGCUCAUGUUUCUUUCUAUAUGGACUGUUUAAUUAUGAUCCAUUCAUUUAUGUCCCCAAUGGGAUUGGAACCAUUUUGGGGAUUAUACAAUUGGUGUUGUACUUCUACUAUAGCAACAGAUCAAGAGAGGAUUCCAGAGAACCUUUGAUAGUGUCAUAUGGAUGAGUAGCUAUGAUGACAGGCAAAGGUGAAAGCCGAUGCUGUUUUUGUACAAGAAAUAAGAAGGCAAACUGCUUGAAAUAAAGAACGGUGAAAGUUCCAACUUGAAACUAAAGCCAUUUCUUGAGCCAAUCAACCUGCUUCCUUCCCCCACUGUCUCUCUCUGUCCUUGUGUGUUUGAGCAUCCAUAUACAUAUGUAUGUAUGUAUAUUUGAAUCACCCUGUCUUUUGUUUCCUUUUCUUAUUCUCUUUUCCCCCUAAAUGUGUUUCUAUAUAAAUAUGUGGUUUCAAAAUGUGUAUAAAAAGACCAUCAAAUCAGCAGUACUUCAUAGAUGGCUGAUUGCAAUUGCCAAAGAAAUGUCUAAACCUGUAAAGCCCUUUUUUGAUAUGGCUUUAUCAGCUUGCACUGUUGUUUUCCCUUUUUCCUUCUCAAGUGACUGCUACGUAUAACAUUUUAUUGCA